Messenger RNA from Malurus melanocephalus (red-backed fairy wren), 1819 nucleotides. RefSeq names its product transcription factor 7 like 1 (gene TCF7L1). NCBI's taxonomy places the organism in Eukaryota, Metazoa, Chordata, Aves, Passeriformes, Maluridae. The transcript has 9 exons. Gene Ontology annotation, biological process: regulation of transcription by RNA polymerase II; canonical Wnt signaling pathway. Gene Ontology annotation, molecular function: DNA-binding transcription factor activity, RNA polymerase II-specific; RNA polymerase II cis-regulatory region sequence-specific DNA binding. The record is from RefSeq and is a predicted model, not a curated record. Gene Ontology annotation, cellular component: beta-catenin-TCF complex. Bases 91 to 1581 code for a protein of 496 amino acids.
CCCCGCCGCCCCGCGCAUUCCCGACCCUCCGGGCGGUGGCGGCGGCGGCGGCGGCGGCGGGGCCCGGCGGGGCCGGGGCGGGACCCCACGAUGCCGCAGCUGGAACCGACGGGGGGAGACGACUUGGGGGCCCCCGACGAGCUCAUCGCCUUCCAGGACGAGGGCGAGGAGCAGGACAAGGGCGCGGGGCGCGGCUCGGCCCACGGGGACCUGGACGAGCUCAAGUCCUCGUUGGUCAGCGAGACCGAGAACCGGGGGGCCCCCGGCCCCGGGGUCGGCCCCGGCCCCGAGGCGGAGCGGCCCCCGCCGCCCCGGGAAAGUUUCCAGAAGCCGCGGGACUCUCUGGCAGAAGUGGUCAGACGGCAAGAUGGGGGUUUUUUUAAGGGCCCCCCCUAUCCUGGCUACCCCUUCCUGAUGCUCCCUGAGCUGGGCAGCCCCUACCUCGCCAACGGAGCCCUCUCCCCCGGCGGAGCCCGCACCUACCUGCAGAUGAAGUGGCCGCUGCUGGACGUCCCUGCCGGGGCCACGCUGAAGGACAACCGCUCCCCUUCCCCUGCACACCUGGGUGCAGGAGGGCACGGGGGGCCCCAAGGCUGCCGUGCCCCCGCUCUGACCCCGUCCCUGCUCCCUCUGUCCCUCGCAGGGAUCCCGCGGCCGCCGCAYCCCCCCGAGCUGCCCCCCUAUUACCCGCUGUCUCCCGGAGCCGUGGGGCAGCUCCCGCACCCGCUGGGCUGGCUCGUGCCGCAGCAGGGACAGCCCGUGUACUCCAUUCCUGCUGGUGGCUUCCGRCACCCCUAUCCCGCCCUUGCCAUGAACGCCUCCAUGUCCAGGUGGGUCUGGGGGUUAGGAGGGACCCUCAGGGGCACCCCACAGCUGGCACUGGGUUUGGGACACUUUGCUGCRUGGGCACAGACCCMYCCCAGGCUGAAAAUGCCCCCAGAGRCACCAUCUCCCCUGCAGUGGCACUCGCUGUCGCGGGAGGAGCAGGCCAAGUACUACGAGCUGGCACGGAAGGAGCGGCAGCUGCACUCGCAGCUCUACCCGACCUGGUCGGCGCGGGACAACUACGGCAAGAAGAAGAAACGAAAGCGCGAGAAGCUGGCGCAGCAGCAGAGCCACGACGCGGACAGCUCCCUGCCCUCCAAGAGCAAGAAGCCGUGUGUGCCGUACCUGCCGGCCGAGAAGCCGUGUGCCAGCCCAGCCUCAUCCCACGGCAGCAUGCUGGACUCUCCGGCCACGCCRUCGGCAGCGCUGGCCUCUCCGGCCGCGCCGGCCGCCACCCACUCGGAACAGGCGCAGCCGCUCUCGCUCACCACCAAGCCAGAGGCCAGGGCUCACCUCGCCGUGCAUUCCACCAUCCUCACCAGCAAAGCCUCCUCUUCUUCUUCCUCYUCYUCCUCCUCUUCCUCCUCCUCCUCCUCCUCCAGCCUCAGCAGCCCCCCCUCGCUCCUGUCCAGACCCAUCCCCUUCUCCUCGGUGCCCCCCUCAGCUCUCCUGUCCUCACCCCCUGGUUCCAUCCCGGCUGCCCUGGCUGUGCUGCAGACACAGCCCCUCUCCCUGGUCACCAAACCUGCUGACUAAGGGAAAAGCCUCGUUGCCCCCUUGCCCUGCCGUCCCCUCUCCGCUGUACAUUGCAGAAGCCACAAUCAAGAUUCAAACGCAGCCAAAACCAUUAUUGGUCAAUAUUUGACCCUUUCUGAACUCUUUGGAAGCAGACUCUAGAGGAAGGGGCUUUCUGCUCAGAGCUGCUGCCAGCAGUCGACCUAAAGACUGUUUUUAUUAAAAAAAAAGGAGAAAAAAAAAGGAAAAAAAAAAAUAA